Molecule: messenger RNA, 2181 nt
Organism: Nothobranchius furzeri (turquoise killifish)
Lineage: Eukaryota; Metazoa; Chordata; Actinopteri; Cyprinodontiformes; Nothobranchiidae
Gene: flcn
Product: folliculin
Biological process (GO): positive regulation of TORC1 signaling; positive regulation of transforming growth factor beta receptor signaling pathway; negative regulation of transcription by RNA polymerase II
Cellular component (GO): cytosol
Molecular function (GO): GTPase activator activity
Source: RefSeq, a predicted model, not a curated record
GCGUGACUCGAGGUCACGUGACUGUGCUGUUUGCUAACAACUCGAGACUGAGACGAGAAAGUGCUGAGAGGAUUUAUUCUCUUGAAUUCGCGCGUUUUAUACGAGACAUGCAGACGAAAUAUUUGAUUUAGCGUCACGCUUUUGUUGUUUAUACAUUUUUAACACAAACGAGUGAAGCAGCAGCGAGCUCCAGUCUAACUCUCAGUGCUAAAGAUGAAUGCUCUGGUAGCUUUGUGUCACUUCUGUGAGCUCCAUGGCCCUCGGACACUAUUCUGUACCGAGGCGCUACACCCUCCAUCCCCAGACCCCUCCUCUCAGGUGGGCACCCCGGUUCCAGGGGACAGAGAUGCUGAUCGGGAGGGUGAAGGUCUGACCAUGAGGGCCAGCGGGUCUGUGUCUCAAAGAGGGGAGAUGUGUGAGGGAUGCCGAUCUCUACCUGCGUCUCACCCAGGCUUCGUGAGCAUCGAUGAUGAAACAGGAAUUCGCUUUGUGAGCCAUCAGCACCCCAGACAGUCUCAGCUUUUCAGUGUAGUUCGUCAGGCUUGUGUACGCAGUCUCAGCUGUGAGGUGUGCCCUGGGCGUGAAGGGCCGAUCUUUUUCGGUGAUGAACAACACGGGUUUGUGUUCUCACACACGUUCUUCAUCAAGGACAGCCUGGCCCGUGGGUUUCAGCGCUGGUACAGUAUAGUUGUAGUGGCCAUGGACAGGAUCUACCUCAUCAACUCCUGGCCUUUCCUGUUACGACACCUCAAACUCACUAUACAAAGUCUGCAAAGCACAGCUCUAAAGGUGUUUGACACUGAACAGGGAAUUUGUCCCCAGCGAGCUCUGAGGAUGAACAGCGUGUUUUCUCCUGCGGUUUUUCCACAUCAAAGAAGUGGCAACGCAGCCCGAUCGCUAACUUCUCUCACUCAGCAUCCCAAUCUCUGGGCCAGCCUGCAUUGCUCCUUCAGCUGGUUACUGAAAGCCUGUGGUUGUCGUCUGACAGAAAAGCUCCUUGAAGGAGCCCCAACAGAGGACACGCUGGUUCUUCUUGAGAGAAAAACAGAGCAAGAGGAGGAAAUGAGCUGCUGGGAAGGAGCCGAGGGAAGGGGAUCAAAGUCGCCGCUGCACCAAUCAGAGAGCAGCCACUUCCACUUCCUGUAUGACGCUUCGAAGUCAGAUGAAAUACCUGGUCCCAAGUUCAGAUCGCUGAGACAUUUGAGACAGGUCCUCGGGGCGAAUGACUUUCGACAGCUAGCAUGGCACGUGCUCAUGGGAAACCAGGUCAUAUGGAGGAGCACAGACCCAGGGCUGGUACAGUCGGCAUUUACAGUGCUAAAGUCUUUGCUGCCGGUCGGCUGUGUGCGCUCUGUGCCGUACAGCCCUCAGUAUGAAGAAGCUUACAAAUGCAACUUUCUGGGUCUCAGCACGGACGUCCCUAUCCCAGCCCACGUCAGCUCCUCAGAGUUUUCAGUGCUGGUGGACGUUGCCGUUAGGAGCUGUCAGGUCGCGGCUGCAGAUGAAGACGAUGUCGGCCCAAUUUAUCAGUUCACCAUCAGCAGUGCCAACACUCAGCCCACAGACAGGGGUCCAACGUUGCUCAAUAAGCUUGAAGUGGCUUUGUCUAACGAGAACCUGUCUGUGGACGUUGUGUCUCACUGCCUGCUGUGCUUGAAGGAGGAGUGGAUGAAUAAAGUCAAGGUGCUGUUCAAGUUUUCCAAAGUGGACGGUCGUGGGAGGGAGGACACCCAGAAGGUUCUGGCCCUGCUCGGUGCCACAGGGCCCGGCGAGGAGGACAAUGUCCGGCUGCUGAAGUUCUGGAUGACUGGACUGAGUAAAACCUACAAGAGUCAUUUGAUGACGGCUGUACGGGGGGGAGAGAGGAGCCCAAGUCAGUGAAGAGUAAAGAAAAGGGAAUCGGUCUAAACCCGUUUUGUGGGUUUUGGGUUUUCCGUGGAACGAAGAGGCUCUGUGAUUGGACGAUGGCAUCCAUGAUUGUCUUUUUAUGUAAUGAGAAUCUGUUCUAACCUCGGAUGAUUAUCCUGCACAGAUUAACACAGCGACUCGCUUUGGAUAAUGCGUGGGGGGCGGGGCCUUAUUGUUAAAGGGAAACCUGGUGUGUAAAGUUUAACUUAUUACCAAGCGCCUUCGCACUUUAACUCAUGCAGAUGUUUCAGAAUAAAAUUAAGUAUCAUCUGA